Messenger RNA from Meloidogyne enterolobii, 535 nucleotides. The record is from the annotation of a GenBank genome assembly. Lineage: Eukaryota; Metazoa; Nematoda; Chromadorea; Rhabditida; Meloidogynidae.
UUUAUUUUAUCUUUUUUUCAUUAACAGAAAGUCGUGGUCUAGAAUUCAAAAAUCAACUUUUGGAAGCACAGUUUAUGAGAAAAUGCUUGAGAAAUGCCCGUCCAUUGAGCGUCUUUUCAAUCCAUCAGAUCCGUUAGCUAUUUCGCGUCAUGAACGUUAUUUUACUGAAUUAGCUCAAUGGGCAGUAGAUGGAAUGUCAGAACCCGAUAAAAUUUUAAGUAAUUGGUUGGAAAUGGUUGGAAGGGAACAUGCUCAAUUUCGUGUAAAGCGUUCACAUUGGGAUUUUAUGGGAGAGGCUUUAGCUGAAUCUAUCUGUCAAUCAGCAACAAUUACUGGUAGACAAAGACGUGAAACUGUACAUGCUUGGCGAUUACUUCUUUCAUUUCUUGCUGAUAGACUUGGAGGAAGUUCAUCAGCUCCAAUUGUCUCAACUCAAGAUGGUGGGAUUGGCUUUAAUCGUAUUCAUCUUCUACAACUUGUAGCUGAUGGCCCGAGACAGGGUCAGGUUGAAGAGAAGGAUGUUAAGAUGUUAUGA